AGAUAAAGAGAAACGUGAUUUUAGGACUCUCCGAACUAAAUACCCCUUUUUGAUUCUGUAUCAUCCUCAAUAAAAUGUAUUAAACAAAUGUUAUAAUUUGCAGUGUUGUCAGUUGUAAUUAGUUUAAAAUUAAUAAUAAGACCCUCUUUCCAACAUUGUGACGUCAUCAUUUCUAGAACCCUGUAUAUCUGCUAGAGUGUGUGGGUUGUAAACUGCGCAGCGCUGGUUAAUAUAUUUUGACAGUUGUUAGUUGAUGUUAUAACUACGCCCAUUUAUGAUACUGACUACGCCUAUGUGUGAUACAUGGUCAGUACUUUCAUGCAGGAAUCCAGCUUAAAAUCUUGAAUUUCAAAUUGAUAAUACGAAUGAUUUUCUAGUUUUACUUGAUAUAACUUAUUAUCUUUUAAAUAUCUGUUACCGUUACACUUUUAGAGAAAUACUUUAGUUUGAUCGCUUUAUUUGAUUUGAUAGAGCUCUCUAUAUCAUCUCAAUUAGUGUUAACAUGGUUACAUGGUAACUAGGGGGUAACUUGGGGUAACUAGGUGGUAACUAGGUUACAUGACAUUUUGUAUUAACGUCAGCAGUAACUCAGAUGAAGUUCUCCUUUUUUGGCAACACAUUUAGCAAUAAACUAUACUCUCAUAGCUCCACAAUCCAGCUACUGUCAAUCGUUAAUAACCUAUAGCUGAUCGUAUAUCACUAGUUCUCUGAUCUAGCUACUUACAAUGCUUUGAAGAAGAAUCUCCACCCCUCGACGCAAUCUAUGUCAUUAAAAGCAAUCAGAACCAACGAACAAGGAUCCACCACCACCACCACUUCAUCAUUAAACGCGGACAAACAACGUAAACGCUGUCUCUCCGACAUAUCGGAACUGGUACUUCUCCGCGACAUUGAUGCAAUGGACAGGGGCAGGUCCCAGUCAGCUCAGUCUAUGCCAGACUGUAGGAUUGUGCCGGAGAUUGUUAUAACAAGCAGUUGUUGCUCGCUCAACUCUUGUCCAGCUGCAAGGUCUGCGGUUCCUCUAUCGAGUGCGUCUCCUUACGACCUGACUGUUGAUCCUUUAAGUACAAGCAGAAAGCUUUCAAACAGCGGUGCUAUCUCUAAAAGCGCAAACGAAUUAAGUCUUCAUCAGAACAACAGCGUCGAUUUAUCGCUCAGCGCAUUCCCUACGGGUAACGGCAACGCAGACAACUUGCCGCGGUGUAAGAGCUUAGAAACCUCCAACGUGUUUGACAGAGGCAAAGCGCCACAAACGCUCCGACGAUCCAACUCAGUUGACAACGCGAGCCAGUCAUCCACGUUGAAGUCCCACCAGGAGUUCAUCCUGAGCGGUGUGGACAGUGACUUUGAUGUGGAGGAUGAGAACCGACCUUGGUCUGCCAGGUUCCCAACGAGUUCACUGUCUACCCAUGACAUCAAACGACAAGAUGUUAUAGCAGAAUUCAUCCACACUGAGAAAACUUUCCUGAGAUGCCUUUUACUUCUCCAAAAGGCAUACCAAGAACCGUUGGAAACCCACAGCAUUAUAAAUUCAGCCUUAUCAAAUAGAAUAUUCCUCAACCUUUCGUCUUUAGUAGAUCUGCAUCGGGGUUUUAAAAACGAUUUGGUGAGCUUACAAGGCUCAAAUGAAUACGUUGACUCUAUAGGACCUUAUAUCUCAAAGUUUCUCUCAAAUCCUGAAUUCGAGAAGGAAAUAGUUAAAUAUUGUAUAAAUUUAACGGAUUCCUUGAUGGUUUUAAAGGAGAAAAUGAGAAACACAGACUUUGCAGCGUUUCUGCUGGAAUGUGAAUCAAACCCACAGUGCAGGAGGAAACAUUUAAAGGAGCUGCUUCCCAACCCCAUGCAACGGGUCACAAAAUACCCCCUCCUAAUACAGCAGAUACAUAAAUACACGAAAACUGCCACAGAAGAACACAAUCGAAUGACAGAAUGUUUAGAAAAGAUCAAAGACAUUUGCUCAAAUAUAAACAAAGAAGUUGCUCGUGCUGAAUCACAGAGAAUAGAAAAGUCAGCCCGGGCUCGAUUGUUAGCAGAGGACAUGAAUAGAGAGAUCGGUGAGGUAAUCCUCAAUAUGCCAGUGUACUGUGACGACGUGAAACUCGACGUUAAUCUGGUUCUAUUUGAGAAGUUCAUCGUACUGUUCCCGAACGACCGAGCAUUCCUCUACUCAUCAGCCCCUCCCGCCGAUACUCACAUAGAGAAAUUCACAAGAGUCAUAGCGGUGGACCAGGAAGAUGUUUUGAUAUCCGCUGACAAACAGGAAUCCAAGUCAUUUUACCUGAUAUCAAAAGCUAUGCCGUUGAUAUGUCCUAUAAUCUGCAAGACUGAAGAAGAAUGUAAAAUUCUGUCUCAAACUUUGGAAAGAGCUAAAAACAAGGAGGUAAAAGUGAAGCCUGUCGUCGAAUUCCUAGACCUGGAAGUGGCACAAGUCCACGAACGAAACCGACCCCCGUCAAUACCCAACGAAGAUGACGAAAGAUCCAGUGUCUCGAUCGACCAGCGAGGAGGGGACUUCGAGCUCCAAAGUAGCAAUUCCACCGAAAGCAACGAAAGUACGGCUCCGACGUUCCAACAGCGUCUCGACAAAACUGACGCGCAGAUUUUCACGCUUCUAACUUACAAACUAGGGGUGAUGCAGGAGUAUUACGGGUCUAGAAAGUUACCAGCAGGAGCACGAGGCGUGCCACAAUCCCUCAACCAACUAACAUCAGACGCCAACACCCUCCACGAGGUGGCCCUGGAACUACUGGACAGCUACGAGGGCGAGGAUAAAAACACCAAACUCACUAAAAUCAGAAGCUCGUUUCAGUCGCUUGUUUCCAAUGUUGAGUUUAUCAGUCAGAGCGUGUUGGUGGGAAGUGGUGGUGGGGAUAGCGAGGUUGUAGUGAGGAGUACUGUCAUGCAGCAGGAUGAGGUCAGGAUGAGGAGAGGAAGCUUCUUUGAGCGGAUAUUACCCUGGAAAUCCAAAGAGGAUCCGCCCCCGGGGACAGAACUGGUUACGAAACGGAGUAGUAAGAAACACAACAACAGAUCACGUGCCAACACGAACUCGCCCCUGAAACUGUCCCCCAAAUCCUCAACUGAGUCCCUGAACAAGGUGUCCUGUAACAGGCUCAGCUCCUGCUCCCACUACUCCACCGACUCUGAACUAGACUGUCAGGUGGACGGCACUGCAACUGUGAAACACCGCCACACAGACAUCCCUCCCCUCAAGCUGCGGUCUGCACCUCAUGUCACCUCGGGGACUAGGUCCCUGUCCAAAGCCUCCGCUCGGCACCCAAACAGGACGAGUACCUUCCAGGAACUGUUCCGGAGAUCGACCAUGGUGGCCUCCGAAGCGGAGAGACCGGUGAUAACCGGGCCGGUCCUCCAGCAUACGACUAAUAAAAUGAUCAGCACCGCCGCAGUGGAUACGGGCUGAGCUGGUUUUAUGUUUCAAGGAUUGAUGUAAUUUAUUUUUAUCAUUUCAUCGCGGAGAUUGUUGAAUUCGGAAGUAGUGUUUCUCCAAACACAAGGAAAUAUUAUCCGACGUGGAUACAAGUACGCAACAACUGAAGCGUUUUGGCUACAUUGUACAAGAGUUUGCUACAAGAGUAUAAUACCGGGCUUCUGUUUAUUUGUUGUGAGGAUAUUAUCAGUUAAGAUGAACAACAGUUUCGAGUAUGCAUUAUCGCUUCAACUGAAUGAAAGCAACCAAAGCGUAUCCAUGGAGUAAGAGGAGGUGGCCUUAAAAUGUUGCUCAAUAUCAAUGAUCAAAUUUUAUCCAGAGAUUUUACCAGAAACGAGAAAUUAAUUGUUUGGUAAAAGGAGUUGACUUAGUUGACUUGAGAAUUUUCGUUAAUCAAUUGAUUAAUUGAUCGUUAAUUAAUUAAUUAAUUGACUAGUUUAAUUUCAUUCAACUGGUUGGCUAAAUAAGACUGACAUUGAUCGGGAGAUGAUCGUUUUGUAAAUAGAAGAUGUAUUUAGUAGUUUUGUACAACGUCUAUAUAAUUCAAAAAUUUUCGAAUAC
This is a messenger RNA of Bolinopsis microptera, 4009 nucleotides long. RefSeq names its product rho guanine nucleotide exchange factor 12-like. The transcript is spliced from 16 exons. The record is from RefSeq and is a predicted model, not a curated record. Lineage: Eukaryota; Metazoa; Ctenophora; Tentaculata; Lobata; Bolinopsidae. Gene Ontology annotation, cellular component: cytoplasm. Gene Ontology annotation, biological process: G protein-coupled receptor signaling pathway; intracellular signal transduction. Gene Ontology annotation, molecular function: guanyl-nucleotide exchange factor activity; G protein-coupled receptor binding. The coding region runs from base 764 to 3421 and encodes 885 amino acids.